Molecule: messenger RNA, 1324 nt
Organism: Hermetia illucens (black soldier fly)
Lineage: Eukaryota; Metazoa; Arthropoda; Insecta; Diptera; Stratiomyidae
Exons: 2
Coding region: 170-1249 (359 amino acids)
Source: RefSeq, a predicted model, not a curated record
ACAUUUCCGCAUCUUGACACAUCUGUCAGAAACAAAGUUCUCAGACAUUUUUCUGUGUUGAUGAGACUUGUUGUUUUCGAUUUUAUCCGAAACAUUUAGUGGCGGGUUUGUUGUUUCAACGGUUGAAAGGAGGUUCCGGUACUAGCCGACUUGUGGGGCGUAACCAACUAUGGAGUGGAAUAAAGAAAAGACGCUUCUCCUCAUUAAGGAGUUCCACCAGCGUCCAGGACUGUGGAAUAUGACGCAUGAUGACUACCGGAAAAAGGAAACGAAGAAAACCUUGUUGGCAGAAAUAGCGCAAAAGUUUGAUCAUUGCGUCACACCCUCGGACAUUGAGAGGAAAUUUCAUACUUUGCGCACGCAAUACCAUCGAGAGAUAAGUCGGAUGAACUCAAGCCGCGGACCGGAACCGUACAAAUCCAAGUGGUUCGCUUUCCAGCAGCUGAAGUUCUUGAACGAUCCAAAUGCUUGUCGCAAUACAAAGGACUCUCGUCGACGCAAUUCCACCAACAACGCGAAGAUGGUGUACUUCCAAAACUUGAAAGUUGAUACACCGAUUCAACCACCGACAUCCGCUUCGACCCCGAUAGCUGCCAUGCACAAUCUUCAGGUCGUUACCGAGAAGGACCCCAAAAUUAUAGAUAAUAUUAACCUACGUAAAGAUUUACGAGUUCUCUUCGAAGAAGCGGUUGACUCUGAGGAUGAGAAGAACGAAGAGGAGAAAGUUACAGAUGCCGGGACUAUGUCUAAAGGGAUUGGAUACGUCCAAGAAGAAAUACAACUUCAUAACAAGAUGAACACUGUCCACAAUACUUGCUAUGAAGAAGAGCAUCUUGUCGAGGAAACAGUGCAGCAGCAUCACAGCGACACUGGUGACCCUCUGGCCCAAGACGAGGAGCAAUAUCAUCACCAGAUGGAACAAUCGCCCGUAAAAAUAUACAAAAAUGAGCCAAGCAACACGGGUCUGAAGCGGAGCCAUGAAAUCUAUCAGGAUCUUGCUUACGAAGCUGUGGGCGACCAUGUUCAAACUACUAUACCGGUCGCUAAAAAGGUUUAUAAGGACGCCGAGACCGUAGUGACGCCCACGACCCUCACGGCACGUGACGAAUUUUCGAUAUUUGGAGAAUGUGUAGCAAAUGAGCUUCGAUUCUUGACGGAUCGGCAAAUAUUGGUUUCAGUUAAGCAUAAAAUUAAUACGGCCCUUUUCGAAGCGAGUAUAGCUCAAUUGCGGAAAAAUGGGGAUGGUUGAAAGUUUAGAUUGAAUUUUAGAAUAAUUCUCCUUUUUGAUGAUAAUAAUUGUCGAAUAAAGAGUGACUUUUUAUCA